GCUCAGUAUUUCUUCCUGAUUUGCUGCAAGGUUUCUGAACGAAUUAAUAACACUGCGUAACUGAGUUAAUAUUCAUAGAGGAGCCUUAAAGCGCUGUAAAUAGUUAGACUUUUAUUUUAAAACAUCAGAAGCCAUUUUCUGGAGAAUCAGCUCGGAAUCGGGUGGUGUUUGUUAUGGUUUGGGUUCAGGGUCUGGACACUGACAGCAUGUUUGUGUUUCCGCUCUAAACACUCAUGCGCUCUCUGACGAUCUCCUGGAUAGUUAAGUGGUUCACCCUGAUUACUAUAUGGAGAAGGUCCGAAAGAUUCUAGUUCAUCUGUCGAAGGAAAACGCCGCUCCGCAGUGCGCGCGAUUCGUGCAGAGCAUAACUGGACACUUUGUUGGGAGUGAGGAUCAAGUAAAUGUGAGCUGUUCUUUGGAGAAUAACAGAUUUAUUUUAUGUGACCGAUUGUGUGAUGGAGGAGUUCCUCUGAAGAGGGCGUCGUUUUGCCCCAUCAAAUACCUGUCUCACUCAGAGGCAGUCUCCCUGCCUCCAGACACCCUCAGCCGUGGGGUAGACGUGGGCGUGGCUGUGCUGCUGCAGUCCUCCAAUCAGAGACUGUUGCUAACGCGUCGUGCCUCCAGCCUCCGGAUCUUCCCCAAUGUUUGGGUUCCACCUGGAGGCCAUGUGGAGCUGGAUGAAAAGCUGUUGGACGCAGGACUCAGGGAGCUCCAGGAAGAGACUGGUCUGAAACUGAGCCCUGAUGAGAUCUCCUCUCAGCUGCUCGGCAUGUGGGAGUCAGUGUAUCCGCCCAUGUUGUCCAGAGGACCACCUCAGAGACAUCAUGUUGUGACGUACAUGCUUCUGAAGAGCUCUCAAUCACACCUGCAGCUUCAGGCUUGUUUGCGCCCAGAUCCUGCUGAAGUCAGUGCGUGUGUGUGGGUUGAUGCAGGUUUGGUGAAAGCUGUGGUAUCUGCUGUAGAUGGUGAGAAGGAUUCUGUUAGAAUACCAGCUGACCUGCCACAGACCAUCAGUGUGACGGAGGUGUCUUCACGCGGUGAGCUGAGCGAGACCUCUCUGCCCGUUUCUUUGUUCUGUAACCGGGCCCCAGAUCAUGGCGAGGACAUUGAACGAGUCAGCACCGGAACCAAAUUUGCAUUAGAACUGUGGUUGAAAACACUGGAGUCUCAUGCUGAGAUGGGCUGACCACAACUCUCUGCCAGCUUCUGUUUAUGUUUGUUACCAUUUAACCAGUGCCUUGAGGAAGACAGCACCACCUGCUGGACUGGAGCUAUUUCAGCAGGGCAUGUUAUUCAGGCACAACAUUAAAAUCUAAAUUUUGCCAUAAAGCCUCGACAGCCUUAGAAUAACAUUUUUCAUUACAAUAUGAUUUUAUAAUAAUCAAAAUGUUUAUUUAACCCUUGUCAGUGUGCAAUAUUUUUCAGCAUUUUUUAAAAUUACAACAAACAUCUCUGCCUACCACAAGGAGAUGGUAGAAACUGUGUCCCCUCUGCUAAAGCUGGCAAAUUAAAGUUGGUUUAAAGGUAAAUUAAUUAAUUUUUCUACAUAAAGGUGUUGAGAUCAGAUCUGAA
Messenger RNA from Megalobrama amblycephala (Wuchang bream), 1572 nucleotides. RefSeq names its product nudix (nucleoside diphosphate linked moiety X)-type motif 17 (gene nudt17). The transcript is spliced from 9 exons. Gene Ontology annotation, biological process: NADP+ catabolic process; NAD+ catabolic process. NCBI's taxonomy places the organism in Eukaryota, Metazoa, Chordata, Actinopteri, Cypriniformes, Xenocyprididae. Gene Ontology annotation, molecular function: NADH pyrophosphatase activity. Bases 287 to 1186 code for a protein of 299 amino acids. Gene Ontology annotation, cellular component: cytosol. The record is from RefSeq and is a predicted model, not a curated record.